This is a messenger RNA of Coregonus sp. 'balchen', 2142 nucleotides long. Lineage: Eukaryota; Metazoa; Chordata; Actinopteri; Salmoniformes; Salmonidae. The record is from the annotation of a GenBank genome assembly.
UCAAGUCCAUAGAGUGCUCCUGGCUGCCAGUAGUGACUACUUCCGGGGAAUGUUCACCAGCGGGAUGAAGGAAUCCCAGCAGCCCUGUGUGGCCCUUCCCUUCAUGGAGGCCUCUGAGCUGGAGGCCCUGAUUGACAGCUCCUACAGCGGGUCCCUCCCCCUCUGCUGGGGACGUGUCUUUGAGAUCACCUGCAUUGCCUUCCAGCUCCAGUUCCAGCACGCCCUCUUGCUGUGCCUUGACUUCCUGGAACAGGAAAUGGACGCCCACUCCUGCCUGGACGUGGCAUCUUUUGCUGAGGCUUAUGGGAUAACGGAGCUCCUCGAAGUGGCCAACGACUUUGUCCUGAGACACUUCCAAAAUGUGGCAGCCACCCCUAAAUUCCAAGACCUGCCAGUUAAGAAGCUUAUAAAAUACCUGAAAAGCAACUCCCUCUUUGUACCCUCAGAGCUUGUGGUCUUCAAGGCAGUAGAGGUCUGGAUCAAGGCCUGUCCCAGUCAAAGGCUUAAACUCACCAAAGAGCUGGUGAAGAACAUCCACUUUCCCCUCAUGACCUUCACAGAGUUCAGUGAAGUUAAAACCGCAAAACUGUGGACUGAAUGCAACAUGAAUCAUCUCUACCUGACUAUACUGGAGGACUUUCACUCCUAUCAAGUUACACCUUGGAGCCUGUGCAGGGUCUACCAGCCCAAGGACAGUCUAGUCUUGGUGGCUGGAGACCAGAUCUCUGCCGACUUUAUCCGGCGAUCCCCCAGCAGAGAACUGUGGUUCGGGAACUCUCUGAGGAACUACACAGGCAUUGUGAAGACAGUUGAGUGGAGGUUGCUGGGAGAGAUGCCAAAGCCACCAAGGUUAAGUCACGAGGUGGCUGUAGUCGCAGGGAAGUUGUACGUGCUCGGGGGACAGAAUUAUAAAGGAAUGCUUGCCGUUUUAAACUCAGUCUACAGGUGAGAUAAGAACUUUGGGGUUUGUAUCUACUAACUAAUGAGUCCUUUAGGUAUUAAUAUUUUUACAUAUUUAUGUUUUUACAUUAUUUUCUUCCUUCAUCUCUCAUUCUUUACGUUCUUUCAGAUAUAAUCCGCUUCAGGACCGCUGGGAGAGAAUGACCGACAUGCAGGAGAAAAGGUGUAAUUUUUCCGUGGUUGUUCUGGACGAGAUUAUAUAUGCCAUUGGAGGGUACAUUGAUCCAGAAACUAACCUGGAUAGUGUGGAGCGCUACUGUCCAAAUACAGAUUCUUGGAGGUAAGGUUUUUCUUUGGUAGCUCAAAAAGGAAUGGUAUCACAGAAUCGCUUGCGGUACUUAAUGGUUCCAUUGGAAAUGGUAUGCAACUUAUUAAGUAAAACUUUGUUUCUUUGUUGCUAUCUUUACCAAAUGUGGCGUUCCCUGUUAGCUUUGCCCAACCCUUGGAUAUGACCUUGAGUUGCCAUGCUUCCACAUUGUUGGAUGGAGAGAUCUUCAUCUCAGGGGGGUUCGACUGCAGGUACCAGUGUCUGGUGUCCAUGUUCCUGUACCAUCCUGAGAGAGGAACAACCUACCUGGCAGAGAUGAGCCAACCUCGAGCCCAUCACUGCAUGGAAACUUUAAACAAUCAUCUUUAUGUGGCUGGAGGAGUCACUGUUGAUGAAAACAUGACGUCUGUCGACCAGCUGGCCUGUGAGGUCUACGACCCUGUUAGUGACUCCUGGAGUGCCCUCAUGCCCCUGGCCGUCUCCCAUGUUAGAGCAGCCUCUGUGGUUCUGGAGGGGAAGAUCUAUGUGCUGGGAGGAUACUGCCAAGAGGACUACAGGGAGACCAGACUGGUGCAUCGUUAUGAUCCCACCAACCAACUUUGGGAGAAUAUCGGCGAGAUACCCGGACCUAACACUGACAUAAGAGCCUGUUUGCUCCACCUGCCCAAACACUUGAGACAAUGAAAAAUCACUAUACAUCCCAUAACACCACACUAAAUAUUAUUCCACUACAUGACCUACACCUUACUCCACCCAACUCUUAUAAGUUAAGAAUACUGAGUAUACCAUCCAUCUAGCUAACACCAAGCUACAUUUUCAGUUUUACAAAUCAUUUAUUUUGUAUAUAUUUAGCUCACACCAUUUCAAAUCAAUAAUAAAAUGAUAUAUAAAUGUUCUCUACUGUCUAACAGCUA